CUCUAAAAUUGGAGGUGGAGACGGUAAUUGAAAAUUUGAAUGAAUCAAGAAGAUUUUGAUUUUGAAGUCUGAGCACAGGUGGGAAAGAUUUUUUCAUUUUUGCGGUCUCCUCAACCUGAGCCAAAGGAAAGGAGAGAGGCUCAACCUCUCUCUUUUUCUCCUUUAAUUUUAUUUGACCCGAGUCCGCAGAAUAUUCAAGGAUGAGCACCCAAAUGGCUCCUCCUCCAGGUCUCAAGAGGAACAGUUUGACUCAGAAACGAGGUCCAUCGACGUCCAGGAAGUCCUCAUCGUCGGAGAAUGUCGCCGCCCAUGGAACAGUUGCCAAUUCAUCCUCUCCUCCUGCCCAAUCGUCUGUUGGCGGAGAGCGGACAGUGAAGAAAUUGAGGUUGUCUAAGGCUCUCACCAUUCCCGAGGGCACCACUGUAUCUGAGGCAUGUAGGAGGAUGGCAGCUCGACGUGUGGAUGCUGUUUUAUUAACUGAUGCCAAUGCUUUGCUUUCUGGGAUUGUUACUGACAAGGACAUUGCUGCUAGAGUAAUAGCGGAGGGUUUGAGACCAGAGCAGACAAUAGUAUCAAAGAUUAUGACAAGGAACCCUAUUUUUGUCACCUCGGAUUCAUUAGCCAUUGAAGCUCUUCAGAAGAUGGUCCAGGGCAAAUUUAGGCACCUCCCUGUUGUGGAAAAUGGUGAAGUUAUUGCACUGCUGGAUAUUACAAAGUGUCUUUAUGAUGCUAUAUCUAGAAUGGAGAAGGCUGCUGAGCAGGGGAGUGCCAUUGCUGCUGCUGUUGAAGGGGUGGAACGUCAAUGGGGAAGCAAUUUUUCUGCUCCAUAUGCAUUCAUAGAAACACUGAGGGAGCGAAUGUUCAAACCUGCUUUGUCUACCAUCAUUGGUGAACAGAUCAAGGUUGCGAUUGCUUCACUGUCAGAUCCUGUCUACAUUGCUGCAAAAAAGAUGAGUGAAUUGCGGGUUAAUUCAGUUAUCAUUGCGACAGGGAAUAAAAUUCAGGGGAUACUUACUUCGAAGGAUAUUCUCAUGCGAGUUGUGGCGCAAAAUCUUUCUCCUGAGUUGACCCUGGUGGAAAAGGUAAUGACACCGAACCCUGAAUGUGCAACAUUGGAGACAACAAUUCUUGAUGCAUUGCAUAUAAUGCAUGAUGGGAAGUUUUUACAUCUUCCUGUUGUGGAUAAGGAUGGAUCUGUUGCUGCCUGUGUAGAUGUUCUGCAGAUAACUCAUGCCGCAAUUUCUAUGGUUGAAAAUAGCUCUGGAGCAGUUAAUGAUGUAGCAAACACAAUGAUGCAAAAGUUCUGGGAUUCUGCCCUAGCUUUAGAGCCACCUGAUGAUUGUGAUACUCAGAGUGAAAUGUCAGCAAUAAUUACCUCAGAUGGGACUGAUGUUGGGAAGUAUGCUUAUCCAUCCCUUGGUGUUGGCAAUUCAUUUGCCUUCAAAUUUGUGGAUCCUAAGGGUCGAGUACAUCGUUUCAAUUGUGGCACUGAAAAUUUAGAUGAGCUUACAUAUGCUGUGUCGCAAAGGAUUGGUGUUGGUCGGGAUCAUCCUCAACUUUUGUACGAGGAUGAUGAAGGUGACAAAGUUUUAAUUGCAACCGAUGGUGAUCUCAUUGGUGCUAUUAACCAUGCUAGAACAACAGGAUUGAAGGUUUUAAGGUUGCAUCUGGAUUUUUUUGAUUCAAGUUAUCAAACAAGAUCACAGCCAGGUACACUGACCACCCAAAGGACGCCAUGGAGUUCUUUCCACACUUCUAUUUUGGCAAGCGCUCUUGUUUUAACGGGCAUUGGUGUGCUGGUCUACCUAAAGCGCUCAAAGUUAUGAAAUUAUGAUGACUUGAUGAAAUUGAAUUACUAAGAAAGUAGAUGAAUUGAGGAUUCCGCCAACAUCUGCAGAUAUUUGUUGUGCAGAUCUUUGAGAAUGAAUUAGCUUUAGAGAAAAUGCCUUUUAGUGAUAUCAGGAGACGUCAACAUGAUCAGAAAAGACUGAUUCUGUUGUGCAUGAGGAUUAAAAUUAAUCGCCAAUACAUUUAAAAUGCAAGAUGGAUUGCAUUUUUCGCAGGACAAUUUGUUUUGAAUGAUAAGAGCUAGACUCCAAAUUUUAGGUGUUACAUGAACCGUUAGCUAAAUAGUUUCACUUUUAGUAUUCAUUACUGUUCUGCAAGCAAAUAUCUUCGACGUUACUUCACAUGGAAUUUUUAAGGGGGAUUUUCUUUUACAUGUCGGUCAUGAAAAAGAAACUACUCUUAAGUGGUUAGCCUAAGCUUGAUGUACUCACUUCCUUAGCAUGAAAUUUGUACGUCCCUUAGUCAAAUUUUAUAAGAAACCAAUAUUAUGCCUGCAAAAUUAGAAUA
Molecule: messenger RNA, 2355 nt
Organism: Hevea brasiliensis (rubber tree)
Lineage: Eukaryota; Viridiplantae; Streptophyta; Magnoliopsida; Malpighiales; Euphorbiaceae
Product: CBS domain-containing protein CBSCBSPB3
Exons: 14
Coding region: 201-1826 (541 amino acids)
Molecular function (GO): protein binding
Source: RefSeq, a predicted model, not a curated record